UCUCUCUCGCUCUCUCCCUCUCCCUCACGAUAUAUUUAUAUAUAUCUUGUGGUUUCACAGCAUCUGCAAAUGAUUGCUAAGCUUGCGCUCAGAGGAGGGUCCUCGCUCCCGAUGUUUCUUCACAGAGCUGACUCGAAGCGUUCUCCUCAGUCGAAAAGAACCUUCCCGAGAUAGUUGAAAGUCGGAGUUGGCCGAAAGGAACCCAAUCAUGAUCAACACCGUGGAGUGCGACGUUGACGCGCAGAGCUUGAUUUCCAUUUCCCUCAUGAAGAUCCACAACUCCAGGACUCAGCGAGGCGGCAUCAAGCUGCACAAAAACCUGCUGGUCUCCUACGUGCUGAGAAACGCCAGGCAGCUUUACAUCAAGGAGAAAUACGCGGAGAUUUACCGGAUGCAGCAAUACGAGGAGGUGAUGACGGUCUGCGACGAGAUCCAGGAGCUCAACCCGUUGGACGCGGACGCGGAGGACGCCGAGAACGAGGAGCGGGCGCGGGCCGCGUUCUGCGGCGAGGAAGCCGCUCUCCCCGGCCGCCCGGCGAGCGCGCUCUCCGGCUGCGCCUCUCCGGGGGACGCUUGCAAAGACCCCGAGCCCUGCUACUACAGAAGCUGCUGCAUGGAGGUCUCCGACGUGUCCCGCUGCGAGCCGUUCCCCGCAAACAACAACGCGCACUGCAACAAAACCACCGUGCUGGACUUGGACACGCAUGUGGUGACCACGGUGGAAAACGGUUACCUCCACCAGGACUGCUGCUGCGACGCGCUCCAAGCGGGUCAGGGCGCGCAGCCCCCCGGCAAGAAACGAAAGGUUGACUUUGGAUGCUGCUUGUGCGACGUGGACGAGGUGUCGGAUUUUGCCCUCUCGCGCAAACGGCCGAAACGCGAGGAGUACGCGAACUGUAACCCGGACUACGCGGACACUUCCAACAUCUCCAACCUGAUCUCCAUCUUCGGCUCGGGCUUUACGGGGCUGCUCAGCAGGCAGGCGGACUUGGAGCAGAUCUGUAGCAAACAGGCGCUGGCCAGUCUGGGAGCGUGGACUCGAACCAUCGUGGCAUUUUGAAUCCAAAACUUUAUUUAAGGCGCGGGGGAUCUUGGCUCAACCGUAUCGCGUUCCCCGCGCGUCACCGGUUGGGGGGAAAUAUUGCUAUCGCUUAUUUAUUUGACCACAUUGAAAGGUCCCGAAUGUGAGCGGGGUGAUCUUCCCAAAGGAGUUGUGGUGACAAAAAAAAAAGGGUGGCGCAGGGUGGUUCUACAAAUGUUCUGUAGAUGGAGACAUUUUAAAAGGACAGGCUUGGGCGAAUGGUGACUGACAUCAUUCCGACGAUGGAAGUCACCUGAACCCUUCAACAGGUCAAUCGGCAGGAAACCGUCAAUGUUGUACAACUUAACGGAACCGCACGAUAACGUAACGCGUCGGGCCAAGUGGCCUUGCGCGUACUUGUGAGUCAGUGGCCGAGGAUGUGCUUCUCGCAAUACGUGACGCGCGUAGUCACAGAACACGUGCACUGCGCCCGCCGCACGUUAGUCAACAGGAGGUGCACAGUUGGGUCAAAGUGGCAGCCGGCUCCAAAUGUGGAUCCAUCUGAACCACGGCUAUGAACAAGCACAAGACCCGCAGUGUGUUCAAUAUGAAGGGAUGAAGAAUUGAUACCUCAUUUUCCUCAUUAGUCCCUACUGAAUGACGUCACUCGCAUUUUUUUUCCUGAUCGGCAGCAAUUGAGCCCAGUUUCCCCUACGAGGUCGCAGUGAGAAUGAUUUUUUUUUUUAUUUUGCAGGAAAGACCUAUUUAAACACUGAGAAAUGUCUAGGAGUCAUGUCACAAACGGCUUAACACGCAGGCGUUCAUGAACGUGCACGUGGAUGAGUUUGAUGGUGGAUUGACUUCUGUUGCCUUAAAAAAACAAAACAAACGCACACUCUUGCUAGCUAUUGUCAAAAAAGAAAUGGCAAGUUUAAGGAAAGUGACUGAAUGUCAACUGUUCUCUCACACUUUUUUUUUGAAAGACUGUGAUUCAGUGCCAACACAUCAAAUCCUGACAGCCAACAGUUUCACUGGGAGUUUGACAUGUAUCUUUAGCGAUUUGAAGCAUUCAAGGUCAAAUAUUCAAAACGAUUCCAAAUUGUCUUGGUUUUGUGAGUUCUACUCUGUUUUUGUCAAGGAAUAAUGUUUGUCCUUUUGUUUUAAAAAAGGCAAAGUCAUUAUUUAGCCAUAACCUGAAAAUCCAUGCGUUAGCUUUAUGAGCACUAUGUGUACCAAAAUAAAGGAGAGUAUUCUGCCAUUCUCUGCAUAUUUUGUUGCUAUUCUUGUAUUUUUGUGCUUGAAAAUUGUAUAUUGCCGGGUAAAACUGUUGCAGAAAGUAUUUGUAAAAAAAAAAAAAA
Hippocampus comes (tiger tail seahorse) is the source of this 2379-nucleotide messenger RNA. It is a transcript of the gene ier5l, whose product is annotated as immediate early response 5-like. The transcript has a single exon. The record is from RefSeq and is a predicted model, not a curated record. Bases 209 to 1060 code for a protein of 283 amino acids. NCBI's taxonomy places the organism in Eukaryota, Metazoa, Chordata, Actinopteri, Syngnathiformes, Syngnathidae.